Molecule: messenger RNA, 3208 nt
Organism: Cervus elaphus (red deer)
Lineage: Eukaryota; Metazoa; Chordata; Mammalia; Artiodactyla; Cervidae
Gene: CEP112
Product: centrosomal protein 112
Exons: 27
Coding region: 154-3030 (958 amino acids)
Source: RefSeq, a predicted model, not a curated record
UCGGGAAGGGGUGUGGCCUGCGACGGGGCGCCCCCGCCCCGCGGACCCCGCCCGGGCCUGCACCGCGGGCGGCGAUCUCGACGCCCGCAAGGGUUUGAAACCGUUUUGUGGCGGCGGCGGCGGCGGCCAGUCGGAAAGCUUGCACGCUGAAUUAUGGAAAUGGGAAGUGAAGAAGAAAAAUGGGAGAAGCUGGAUGCGGAAUUUGAUCACUUUGUGGUAGAUAUGAAGCCUUUUGUUCUAAAAUUACCCCACAGGUCAGAACGGCAGCGGUGCGCACUAUGGAUCAGAAAGCUGUGUGAGCCUUCAGGUACCGGCACUGGCAUCCCGGGCAGGAAGAACCGCAACUUGUACGCCAAGCUCCUGCUGCACAUGCUCCGGCGGGGGGUGCUGGAGGGCCCGUUCACGCAGCGCCCCGAGCCAGGGACCCUCAGAGCCCUGCCUUCCUACAUGUCCAUCUAUUUUGAUGAACCAAAUCCAGCACAAGCCAAAGGGUCCAGCCCGGAUGGAUUACCGGACUGGGUGGUGGGUGAGCUGGGGACCAGCGAGCACAGAUGCAGCGAAUCCCGGGACCUUUCCUCUGGAGAAGAUUACUCCUUGGUGCAGUCGCCGACCGAUGUCCACAGGGAACAAUGCAUUGCGAAGUUCCAAACCAGAUCACAGUCUAUGAGUCCAACCCACGGAGAAGAUGGACGGAUUAUUACCCCAAAGGAUUGUGAUAUUCAUUUGAAAAAAUCUACUCUUUCUUUGGAUGACAGCGACAUGGAAACUCGCCUUAAUAGUUGGAAUCUUGGGAUAGAAAACCCUCGAUACCUGAGACAGAAGCCCAUCCCACUUACUCUGAUGACUCCAAAAUUCAGCCUGAGAAAAUCCAGCAGUCUGCACGAUGACCAGUUACUCUCCCGCAUGCAUGAGAAAGAGUUGGACAUGAAAACAAAGCUGAUGGAAGCUAAAUAUCAUGAAGAGAAACUUAAAUUGCAGCAGAAGCACGAUGCUGAUGUUCAGAAGAUUUUAGAAAGAAAGAAUAAUGAAAUAGAAGAAAUGAAAACUUUAUACAAAAAGAAACAAAGUGAAACUGAGGAGACUAUUAGAAAACUUGAGAAGAAAGUUCAGACCCUCGUCCGCGAAUGCCAGGUUAUCAGAGAGACCAAAGACAACCAGAUCGCAGAGUUAAAAAAGAUAUGUGAGCAGAGCACAGAAUCUCUGAAUAAUGAUUGGGAAAAAAAGCUCCACAACGCUGUAGCAGAAAUGGAAAAGGAAAAGUUUGAACUUCAGAAGCGACACACGGAAAAUAUUCAAGACCUGCUCGAGGACACAAAUGUGCGGCUGAACAAAAUGGAGGGUGAAUACGUGGCGCAGACGCAGUCCACAAACCAGAUGAUCAAAGAGCUGGAGUCCCGUGUCCAGCAGCUGACUGGAGAAGCGGAGAACAGUAAUUUACAGAAACAAAAAUUAAUUCAAGAAAAACUGGAACUGGAGCGAUGUUACCAGAUAACAUGCAAUGAGUUACAAGAAGUAAAGGCAAGGUACUGUCUGAGGCGCAACACACUGCAUAAAGAGAAAGACCAUCUCAUCAGUGAUUAUGAGCAAAACCUGAAACUAUUACAAACCAAGUAUGACGCUGAUGUCAACCUUCUGAAAAAGGAACAUGCUCUUUCUGCCUCUAAGGCAUCUGGUAUGAUUAAAGAACUAGAACAGAACGUCUGUCAAUUAAAACAGCAAUUACAGGAAUCAGAACUUCAGAGAAAGCAGCAGCUCAAGGAUCAAGAAAAUAAGUUUCAAAUGGAGAGAAGUCACUUAAAACGCACCUUUGAGAAAAAGAUUCACGACUUACAGAGUGAACUUGAUAAGGAAAAAGAAGAUGCUCAAAAGAAAAUCCAUAAACUUGAGGAAGCUUUGAAGGAGAAGGAGGAGCAGCUGACCCGCGUGAGCGAGGGGCAGAGGCUGCAGGCACGGCAGGCGGACGCCGCGCUGGAGGAGUUCAAGCGGCAGGUGGAGCUGAACUCGGAGAAGGUCUACGCGGAGAUGAAGGAGCAGAUGGAAAAGGUGGAAGCAGACCUGACUCGGUCCAAGUCUCUCCGUGAGAAGCAGUCCAAGGAGUUCCUGUGGCAGCUGGACGAUGUCAAGCAGAGAUACGAGCAGCAGAUAGUAGAGCUGAAGCUGGAGCAUGAACAGGAGAAGACGCACCUAUUACAGCAGCAUAACGCGGAGAAGGAGAGCCUAGUCCGAGACCACGAACGGGAAGUCGGAAAUCUGGAGAAUCAGCUCCGCGCUGCCAAUAUGGAGCACGAAAAUCAAAUCCAAGAGUUCAAGAAACGAGACUCACAGGUGCUCGCGGACAUGGAGGCGCAGGUGCAUAAGCUGAGAGAGGAGCUGGUCAGCGUGAACUCGCAGCGGAAGCAGCAGCUGGUGGAGCUGGGGCUCCUGCGGGAGGAGGAGAAGCAGAGGGCCGCGCGGGACCACGAGGCGGCGGUGAGCAAGCUGAAGGCCGAGUCGGAGAAGAUGAGGCUUGAGCUGAAGAAGACCCACGCCGCCGAGACGGAGCUGACGCUGGAGAAGGCCAACAGCAGGCUGAAGCAGAUUGAGAAGGAAUACACCCAGAAGCUGGCCAAGUCUUCUCAGGUGAUCGCCGAGCUGCAGGGCACCGUCUCCUCACUGCGGGAGGACAGCAGCCGGCAGCAGCUCGCGGCCGAGCGGCGGCUCCAGGACGUCGUGCGCAAGUUUGAAGACGAGAAGCAGCAGCUGAUCAGAGAGAAGGAGCGAGCCGUCCAGGCUUUACAGGAAGAACUGGAAAACCGCUCGAGACAAGUGCGAUCCACAGAGAAGAAGCUACAGCAGAAGGAGCUGGAGUCACAGGAGCAGAUAACUUACAUACGACAAGAAUACGAAACAAAAUUUAAAGGGUUGAUGCCAGCAUCUCUAAGACAAGAACUUGAAGACACCAUCUCCUCCCUAAAGUCACAGGUUAACUUCCUGCAGAAGCGGGCGUCUGUCCUACAGGACGAGCUGACCGCCUACCAGAGCAGAAGGUGACCACGUGGAGACCCCCCGGGUCACCCCGGAGAGAGCGGUGGAUCCAGCCAUCCCAGCCACACUGCGGAUUUCUUCCAGCAGGUUUGAAGAUUCAGAUAUUGUUAAGUAAACUGUGAGACCAGUGGCAUUUUUUGAUACUUAAAUGUAAUUAAGAUCAUAAAAACAUCCAUCACUCAUA